Lindgomyces ingoldianus is the source of this 642-nucleotide messenger RNA. RefSeq lists its product as uncharacterized. The transcript is spliced from 4 exons. Lineage: Eukaryota; Fungi; Ascomycota; Dothideomycetes; Pleosporales; Lindgomycetaceae. The record is from RefSeq and is a predicted model, not a curated record. The coding region runs from base 1 to 642 and encodes 213 amino acids.
AUGAGUGCAGCAAUCCUCCACCCUAGACGUGACACCCGUGAUUACACCACUGAACACGUCUACGAACUGCAAGACAUAACCCGAUUUUCCACCUGCUAUCGUGGACAGACCCCGUUUCUAGGGAAUGGGGCUUUAAAGACACAGAUCCUAGGUACACACAUUUAUACCCGGCUACGAAGCAGGAAACUAUUGAACGAGCGGAGGCUGGAUGCACGAGUCCUUAGUGGGUUCGACUCCGCUGCGGAAGUGCCGAGUGAUACUCUCUUAAGCAAGGAUACCGGUAAGUUCAAGAGCACCACGUUCGGCAAGCGCGAUCUUGGAGUCUUCAACCAUGUUCUAGACAUUCUAUCUGAGCCAGCGAAUGCAUCGCUGGCGUUUCAGUACCUAAACGCCUCUCGCAUUUCCGCGACAUGGGGCAAAGUCUGGAGGAGAAUACGUUUGCGAGGAAUGUGGAGUGGUAGCGAAGUAUAUACAGCAGGGAAACGCGUUUUUACAGUAUAUUAUGAAUUUGGGGAAGGGGGUGCGCGAUUUGGUGCAACAGGUUCAGGCUACGACUGGACGGAUGGAGCAUGGGUUGUCGAGUCUUUGAAUCAAAUUUGGGCGAAUGAACUUCCAGAUACCGUAUUUGGUACUAAGAAGUAG